GGGGAAGCUUAUAUAGGGUGUGCAGCCUCAUCUCGUCUCUCCUUUCCCUGUUUAUAACGCCAAUUGCUUUCCCUUCACUCUUAACCUUGUUCUUUCGUGCUUUUUCUAGAUUCAGACCAAAAGUGUCGAUACAAUGCGCCAUUUCGACGCCUGGCUCCUCCGCGACCCCUACUCAAUCUUCCACUACUAUCCCACCAACCGACGCUGGUCAGAAACCAUCCGCGCACUAAUCCAAGACCACCAAAUCUGCGCCCCAACCCCGUCUGCCUCUGCAUCCACGCCAUCAACCCCGGAUGCUUUUCAAGAAAUCCACCCCCAACGCAACAGCCCCCUCUUCACCCGCCUGCCCCCGGAGAUUCGGUCCAUAAUCUGGUCCUACGUCUUCGGCGAACCCGUCCUGCACCUCGUCCAGAUCCGCAACCAAAUCCGCCAUGUGCGCUGCCCCAAUCCCGUCUCUGCGAUUGACAAGAACCGGCGCUGCUGUCCCGUCACCGCCGCGCGAUGGCGUACGGACGUUGAUAUCCCGUCCGCUGCUUCACCAGCUUCCCCAAGCAACAGCAGCAGCAGCACCAACAAACAACCCCCCAACACCGACCCCAACAGCAAACUCUACGCCCACACCCACCCCUCCCUUCCCGCACACCUCAGCACCACCCCGGCGAGCCUGCUGCGCACCUGCCGCGCGAUCUACAACGAAGCAGCACCGCACCUGUACCGCGACGCGACCUUCGAUGUCGACGACCUGUCGACCUGGAUCGCAUUCACCGACCAGGUCAACCCGGCCUGCCUGGGGGAGGUGCGGACCUUGAGCGUGCAGGUUGUCCCGCUGGGCGGGAUACCCGCCCACUCAAUCCACACCCACACGCACAACCCGCACCUCUGGACAACCUUCUGGCACAGAACCACCACGAGGUGCCCGCACCUCACCGACCUAACCCUCUGCAUCGACCUGGGCCGCUUCACCACAACCACAACCCCCACCCCCACCAGCAACCCCGGCACUACCACCGUAAUCGGCGGCUACAAGCUCCCGCUCCACGCCGGGAUAGAUGCGGAAUGGCUGCGGCCCAUCGUCCGGCGGGUGCGCGGGUUGCAGCGGUUCGAGCUGGCGGUCACGGCGCGGUGCGAGGCGGCGGCGCGGGCGGGGGUGGAGCGGGAGGACGAGUCGGAUGGGGAUCAGGAUGGCUCUGACUACGCGUACGGGUUCCGGGCUGGGAAGGAGGGGUGGCAGAGACGAAAGAGGAGGUUGCCGAUUUGUUCGGCUUGAUGGCCAAUUCAUAGAAUUUUUCGGGGAUUGGGGGGGAGGUGUGGGUGGCUGAAUGGGGGAAGGUAAAAUGAUGAUAGAUGAUAGAUGAUAGAUACCCUUUUUGUUUUC
Aspergillus japonicus CBS 114.51 is the source of this 1375-nucleotide messenger RNA. RefSeq lists its product as uncharacterized. The transcript has 3 exons. NCBI's taxonomy places the organism in Eukaryota, Fungi, Ascomycota, Eurotiomycetes, Eurotiales, Aspergillaceae. The record is from RefSeq and is a predicted model, not a curated record. The coding region runs from base 134 to 1267 and encodes 377 amino acids.